AUGAGGGGGUCCAUCUCCCAGUGUUUCCUGGGUUCAAAUGUCUACGCAGAGGUACCCGAAGGUGGCUGGGGCUGGGCCAUAGCUGUCGCUUUCUUUGUGGUGGAAAUUUGCACUUAUGGGAUCCUCAAGAGCCUGGGGAUCUUUCUUCAGGAUCUGAUGAAGGAAUUUAAGGAGAGUAACAGUCGGGUUUCAUGGGUCAUCUCCAUUUGUGUCUUCAUCUUCACGUUUACCGCCCCUCUGUCCACCAUUUUGAGCAACCGCUUUGGUCAUCGCCCUGUCGUAAUGACAGGGGGCUUCCUCGUCAGCUUGGGAACCAUCACCUCCGCCUUUACGAACUCCAUCAACGAGAUGUACAUCACUAUUGGAAUCGUCUCAGGCCUCGGCUACUGCCUCACCUUUCUUCCCACCGUCACAAUUCUUUCCCAGUACUUCUCCAGGCGACGAGCCCUUGUCACAUCUAUUUCUUCUUCUGGAGAAUCCUUCGCCAUCUUUGCAUUUGCUCCAGCCUUCAUGAAGCUGAAGGAGCACAUUGGAUGGCGCUACUGUUUCAUCAUCCUAGGGAUUUUUCAGUCUUCUAUUAUCGGUUGUGGCCUUCUUCUUCGUCCAAUAAACCUCCGGCCAGAUGUUGAAAAGGAGGAUGUUGAAGUAGUAGAGUCACUUUCCCUAAAGCAUCUUCGGGAGCUUUUUGAGUUGGAAAACGAACAAACCAGAACCUCCAUCAGUUCAGAGGUUUCUCACGGUUCUGAGGACUCAGGUGUCACUUCCCUCUCUGCCUCAAAUGUGGAUUUGGGGGUUGCAGGAGUGGAAGUCAAGGCAGAGUGGGAACAGCAGGACAAAGGGGACCAGGAACAGUCUUUGUCUAAGCCUGACUCCCCAUCCGAGGUGAAUAAUGAGAAGAACAUGUCUGUUCCUCCUGAACAACCCAGAUCCAAACUGCUGGAUUUCUCUGUUUUGAAAGAUGGUGCCUUCAUUUGCUACUCACUCUUUGGCUUGUUCGCUACAUUGGGCUUUUUUGCACCUCAGCUUUACGUUAUCGAACUGAGUAAAAGCCAUGGCGUGGAGCCCGGCAUGGCAUCCUAUACGCUCAGUGUGAUGGCAGUAGCGGAGAUCUUUGGCCGUCUGUCUAUUGGGGUCCUGCUGGACAGAGUAACUUGCCGAAAGACACUGGUGUUACUUUGGUGUGUUGUUUUUUUGUGUCUGGUGCUGGUGGCCUUCACUGUCGUAUGGGAAUUCUGGGGCCUGGUGCUCUGCUGUGCUGUCUACGGCUACUUUAUGGGUACGGUGGGCUCAACACACAUCCCCAUGCUGGCAGAGGAGGAUGUGGUGGGCAUCCACAAAAUGGCAUCGUCUGUCGGAGUGUAUGUGUUUAUUCAGAGCUUUGCUGGACUUGCUGGACCACCACUUGGAGGUGUGUUGGUGGAUAUUACAGAGAACUACGGUGCUGCCUUCUACUCCUGUGCUGUUGGGAUGGGGCUCGGUGCUAUCUGCCUUGCUCUGCUUGGUCCAAUCAAGUCUGGCAUGUGCCAAAAACAGAAAGAUGACUUUGUGGAGAAAGAGGUGAAAACUUCCCAGGACAACGACCAGCCUGACUUUUUGGAGGUGGACAUGGCAGUGGAGGACACUCCCAUCAAAAAGCCCAUGGAUGGAGACGAUGCUUGUGUAAUAUGA
Molecule: messenger RNA, 1668 nt
Organism: Nerophis lumbriciformis (worm pipefish)
Lineage: Eukaryota; Metazoa; Chordata; Actinopteri; Syngnathiformes; Syngnathidae
Source: RefSeq, a predicted model, not a curated record